Messenger RNA from Myotis daubentonii (Daubenton's bat), 1486 nucleotides. Its product is annotated as lupus La protein-like. Lineage: Eukaryota; Metazoa; Chordata; Mammalia; Chiroptera; Vespertilionidae. The record is from RefSeq and is a predicted model, not a curated record.
GACGCUGCGGCGGUGAGGCGUUCUCAGUGGUCGUGUGGCCCGGCUCUGCGGAACCGGGACCUUAAAGGUGGCCUCAAUGGCUGAAAAUGGUGAUGAAAAAAUGGCUGCCCUGGAGGCCAAAAUCUGUCAUCAAAUGAGGUUAAACCGUCUAACAACAGACUUUAAUGUCAUAGUGGAAGCAUUGAGCAAAUCAAAGGCAGAACUCAUGGAAAUAAGUGAAGAUAAGACCAAAAUCAGAAGAUCUCCAAACAAACCUCUCCCUGAAGUGACUGAUGAGUAUAAAAAUGAUGCGAAAAACAGAUCUGUUUAUAUUAAAGGCUUCCCUACUGAUGCAACCCUUGAUGACAUAAAAGAAUGGUUAGAAGAUAAAGGUCUAGUACUAAAUAUUCAGAUGAGAAGAACAUUGCAUAAAGCAUUUAAGGGAUCAAUAUUUGCUGUGUUUGAUAGCAUUGAAUCUGCUAAAAAGUUUGUGGAGACCCCUGGACAAAAAUACAAAGACACAGAUCUGCUAAUACUUUUCAAGGAAGAUUACUUUGCAAAGAAAAAUGAAGAAAGAAAGCAAAAUAAAGUGGAAGCUAAAUUACGAGCUAAAAAAGAGCAAGAAGAAAAACGGAAGUUAGCAGAAAAUGCUGAAUUGAAAUCUCUAGAAGAAAAGAUUGGCUGCUUGUUGAAAUUUUCAGGGGACCUAGAUGAUCAGACCUGUAGAGAAGAUUUGCACAUCCUUUUCUCGAAUCAUGGUGAAAUAAAAUGGAUAGACUUUGUCAGAGGAGCAAAAGAGGGAAUAAUUCUAUUUAAAGAAAAAGCUAAGGAAGCACUGGAUAAAGCCAAAGAUGCAAAUAAUGGUAACCUUCAAUUAAAGAACAAAGAAGUGACAUGGGAAGUACUAGAUGGAGAUGUGGAAAAAGAAGCAUUGAAAAAAAUCAUAGACGAUCAACAAGAAUCCCUCAACAAAUGGAAGUCAAAAGGUCACAGAUUUAAAGGAAAAGGAAAGGGAAAUAAAGUUGCCCAGACUGGGUCUGCUAAAGGAAAAGUACAGUUCCAGGGCAAGAAAACUAAAUUUGAUAGUGAUGAUGAACAUGAUGAAAAUGGUGCAUCUGGACCAGUAAAAAGAGCAAGAGAAGAAACAGACAAAGAAGAACCUGCAUCAAAACAGCAGAAAACAGAAAAUGGUGCCGGAGACCAGUAGUUCAGUAAACAAAUUUUGUAUUCAUUUUAAUUAGGUUUUUAGCUGCAUUUGUCUUUGGAGGCUUUUAAAAAGAAAACCGAAUUAGGUCCACUUCAAUGUCUACCUGUAAGAAAAGAAAUUUUUUUAUUGUUUAGCUUGUCUUUUUGUUAUCCAAAUGAGGAUUUUUUUUUAAUGUACAGUUGUAUGUUAUUCAGAUGAUUCAAAUAUCAAAAGAAAGAUUCUUGUACUAAAUUGCCUUUGUAAUAUGAGAAUGUAUUAGUACAAACAAAUAAAAUGUAUACUAUAUAAAAAGAAAAAAAA